AUCGCCGGACUAUAAACUAGCCACAGGGCAGUGCCUACCUACCUGCCAAGUCUUUUCUUGGUGCAUACCUAGCCGUCGGGCGAGCAUCUGCAGUAUAUAUUAGUUCGGUGCGGCUGAAACUUGGCAACGGGUUUGCGCGGGACUUGUGGGUUAUUUAAUACAUCAGCUAUCGCCUGAAUAUUACUUAUUAAUUAUGUGUAUUAUGCUGUUACGAGACUUGAAGCAGCCACGAAUCAAACCAAUCGCUACCUACCUAGAUACCUAGGUAAGGUUAGGUAGUCAUUAUUAAGGAGUUCUAAAUCAGUAUAUCCAAAAUCCACAACGAUGGAGAAUCUCUCCAACUCAAUAAAAGACCUCACGAAAGGCGUAUCCUUAGCUGUGGAUACUGCCGCUUGGAUGGGCAACUCCAUAUCACGGCGUAUAAAUGGGCGAAGACACGGCGUCUGUGCUGUCUGCAACAACCUCCAGCCAUACAACCAUGAAGAGACAUUUGGCAAUGCCGUUUCCUCUUGGAAGCAGAUCAGUGAUCCAGAGCGGGCUGCUCGGAAACUAGAACUCGGCGUUAUCCCAACGUUAGUCCUAGAAAAAGUCUCGACGAAGAAGAUUCUCGAGAGCCGCGAGAUCAACCCCCAGACGAAUCUGCCGAAGAACGACUGCAAGUACUGCCGGCUCCUGUGUGAUAUCUUCGACGCCUACUUCAUCGACAAGUGGAUGAGUUGGAUUACGGAAACCAAGAAUGCCAUGCCGAUACAGGUCGGCCUUAUGAUCAAAGAGGGGCAGCCGUUGAUAGUCAAUUGCUGGAACUUCACCUACGACAAAUGGUUCCAGAACCCGCGUGUAGAUCUGGAGCUCUACAUGGAUCCCAUGCCCCUGGCUCCUAUACCGGGUGCGCCCACCAUGGGACCUGUAGGCCCUCGAGCGACGGACUCCCGCUCUAAGGAGUGCACGACAUUUAUAAAGGAGAGUAUUGAGGAGUGCUGUAGGUACCAUCCCGGAUGUACCAAGGAUCCUAGCGAUUUCGUGCCAACGAGGCUGAUUUUUCUCGGAGAGGGUAAGGACGCGCUUCGGCUAUGCGACGGCAUCCCCUCUGGGCAAGGCGUUUCGUGGGCAGCUCUCAGCCACUGUUGGGGCGGCGGCAAGCCCCUAUCCCUGAAGAAGGCGACGUUGGAUAAACUUAAAGAGCACAUCGAGUUCUCGGAACUUCCGGCUACCUUCCAAGAUGCAGUUACUAUAUCACAGGAGAUUGGUAUGGCGUACGUGUGGAUUGAUUCCCUUUGCAUUGUCCAGGAUGACAAGACAGACUGGGAAAAGGAAGCGGCUCGUAUGGGCGCAGUUUACAGCCAGGCAUUCAUUGUCAUCAGCGGUGCAUCAUCGCCGAACCCCAGUACGCCAUAUUUACGGCCUCGAGGGGACGACUGGCUUCCCAAGCGUUUCGACUUUCCUAUAUCCCCUGGCGUUACUAUACCGAUCAUGGCCCGCCAACGAUCUCUCCUGGCAGCGCCACUUGACCAAGGCCUCCUCGAACCUCCAUUCACGGGUUCAUGGGCCACGCUGAAGAAAGUCGGGCCACUCUAUGGACGCGGCUGGUGCUUCCAAGAAUCAUUCCUCGCGCCCCGGAUCCUCAACUUCGCUCCGGGCGCCAUCAUCUACGAAUGCAAGACGUACAGGAAGAGCGAGGACCAGCUACCUCCCUACCCGAUCACGGCCCCUGGAACGUUGGGCGAGGUCACCCCCAUGGAACAAUGGCACAUGAUCGUGAAGUCGUACACCUCACGCCAGCUGACAUUUACCGGCGACAAGCUUCCCGCGAUUGCCGGUGCCGCGACCAUCAUGCCGCAGAUACAGACCAGCAAGUACCUCGCUGGCUUGUGGAGCGAGACCCUACUCCUGGACCUCCUUUGGCAAGUGAUGCCGGGCCGAGCACACACGCCGCUGAUGACCAAGGAACACGAAGAGAAUGCGCCGACGUGGUCGUGGGCCUCCAUGAACUGGGGCGUGACCUGGAACUCGCUGAAAGCGGCAGAGCUACUAGCCACUGUAGUCGACGCCCAGACGACCGUGGUCGGGGCCAAUCCGUACGGACAAGUCUCGGGGGGUACGGUGACGCUCCGCGGCCGUCUGAAGUAUUGUCGGCUCUCCGCCAACUACCACAAGAACCAGCACUGGGUGUACUACAAAAAGCCAGACGGGUCCUACAGUAAGAAGCAGCAUUUCCGGACCGACGGCGCGCUGGUGCCUGGGACGGUCCCAGGGCAGACUGAGACCAUCGCUUGUCGGUCGCGGUUAACUGUAUCCGGUAGCGCGAUGGAGACGUCGGCGGCCUUUUUCUGCAUCGCAAAGGGGCCUUGGCUCAAAUACGAUCACGUAGGAUUGAUACUGGGCAGGUCGCCCAAGUCCCCUGGAUAUAUGGAGCGGGUCGGUAGCAUAUCCAAUGUGCCAAAAGACUGGUAUGAUGUCGGCGAAGAGACCACGGUGACGAUUGUGUGAAUAUUACAUGUUGAAACAAAGCUAUAGGUC
Molecule: messenger RNA, 2517 nt
Organism: Hypoxylon fragiforme
Lineage: Eukaryota; Fungi; Ascomycota; Sordariomycetes; Xylariales; Hypoxylaceae
Product: HET-domain-containing protein
Exons: 1
Coding region: 325-2487 (720 amino acids)
Source: RefSeq, a predicted model, not a curated record